Molecule: messenger RNA, 1019 nt
Organism: Spizellomyces punctatus DAOM BR117
Lineage: Eukaryota; Fungi; Chytridiomycota; Chytridiomycetes; Spizellomycetales; Spizellomycetaceae
Exons: 3
Coding region: 73-738 (221 amino acids)
Source: RefSeq, a predicted model, not a curated record
AAAAGGUGUUGAGUUUAAGGAAAUCUUUGGAAAUUAGGGCUGGCAGGAAAAAACCCUUUUCGCUACUCUGUCAUGACGCUACAAGCAACGCUCGCCUUUGUCGUCAUCUAUGCUGCUUUACAGCUUGCAUUUUUUGUCCCGUUCGCUUCCGCUGAUGAGCAUAACCCAAAGCAAGCAGCCCCUCUUGCCCGCCAAUUAGUGUCCUUAUCAAAGAUUGGUGAGCUGGCAACCGUGAUGGCUCCUGGAGUGCGCGCGGGUAGGAAGCACUAUCCAUUUAGCACGCCAGAAUAUGUGUCGGACGAAUGUCCGUCUUCAGGAAGUCCUCUUUUGUAUCUGGUUACAUGGGGCACGCACGCACGUAAUGUUAGAGCUAGUCCACAUGCAUCCGUCUCUUUCCGGCAUCCAAACUUUACUCUUACACCACCGGACUCUCGCGGGGAACUGGAUGAAGCUCGCGUUUCAUUGUUGGGAGAUUUGGUCCGAGUCGAGGGAGACGAUGAGAUAAAGAAGGCGCAAGAAUGUUUUUUCGCGCGGCAUCCAGAUGCCAAAGAGUUUCCACACCAUUCAGCUUUUUAUCGCUUGGAGGUUCAGGAUGUGCGAUGGAUUGGGGGUUUUGGAGAUAGACAUUUCAAUGGAUGGAUACCGGCUGAUUUGUAUCUAGACAAUCCCCAAGGAUCCGCGUUGCAAAUGCAGGGAAACGGGUUAAAGAGACGAGGCAAGAGAUCCAGGAUCGACUAAUUGUUGAUUUGUUAGACUUGUUUGGCAAGGACGUGAUGCAAUGAUGCAGUUGGAGAUGGAUUUUUCUUGAUAUUCUUUUUAUCAAGGAUUAAAGAUAGGAUCCAUCGACAAUAGCAUUACCCUCCAAAAAUAUCAUUAGCGUCAAUAGUAAAUAUAUCUACAAGGUGUUAUGGGUCAAACUCGAGAUUGACCAACAUGACUGCCGAGUCCAUGAGAACAUGAAUCGCCAUCACCAUGGUAAGCACAAACGUGCGAGGAUUUCUACUAACAAAUUUCACCCA